AAAAAUUUGCUCAUUUGACAUGUCAGCUUGAUAAAAAGAUUAUUGUGUAAAUCUGAUAUCAAAACGCCGUGUUUGAUAAUUAUCAUAUCUGACCAUCAUGGAGAAUAAUCAAAAAUCAUGUGGAACUGUCUGGAAUCAUCGAUGUCCGUGACGCGCGAAGAAGACGGCGAAAAGAGUGGGGGAAAGUUUAGAUGGCCAGGGGGACCAGAGCGACCCCUAGUGCAGCGAGCGGCGGUCAGAGUGCAUCGUACUAUGCGUUGCAUUACUGUCGAAAAUGGCGUCGAGUUCGGAGCUGCUGGAAUAUUCGUCCCCGGCGAAGCGUCGUAAGGUGGACGGCAGUGAUCACGAAAGCAUCGGUGAGGCCUUGGUGGAUCCGUUGCCCGGCGAGAUGGCCCACGACAGCCCGCAUGACGAUCUCGAAGAAGCGCUAGGCACAGAUAGCGGAUUUAACGAACUGAGCGAUGAAUCCAAAUCAGCAUCCAUAUCUCCUUCAACCACAAACCUAACAUCACCACCAUGUAGAGUCGACUCCACAAGCAACGAUAUUGGUUGUCCAAUCGACACUGAUGAGAAGGAUGAGGUGUCCUCUACCGUCUCAAACCUGUCAGAGUUAUCAGGCUUAUCUGAUCUCUCCGGAGAAGCAGAAGUCAGUCUUCAAUGGCGAAACUCUUCGUGGAUUCAGAAACAGAUGUCGACAGGUGUCAAUCCCAGAGAUCUUCUGAAUCACAUUUUCUUGGAUUCCACGCAGAUUCCUGAGCAGGUUGACGAUCUCACAUUAUGGAAGAUUAUAAUCAACAUGAUGUCAGAACCUCCGAGGCGGCAGAAGCUCAGACACAUAAAUACCUUGUCGGAUGUGGUGCGAUUAAUUCGCAAUAGCAAGAAAAUCAUAGUACUGACCGGUGCGGGUGUCAGCGUCAGCUGUGGCAUUCCCGAUUUCAGAAGUAGGGAUGGUAUUUAUUCCAGACUGGCGCAAGAUUUCCCGGACUUGCCGGAUCCACAGGCUAUGUUCGACAUCAAUUACUUUAGUCAAGAUCCUAGGCCAUUCUAUAAGUUUGCGCGUGAGAUAUAUCCGGGACAAUUCAAGCCCAGUCCCUGUCAUAGGUUCAUUAAAAUGUUAGACAAGCAGAAGAAGCUUUUGAGAAAUUACUCACAAAAUAUUGAUACUUUGGAGCAGGUUGCAGGCAUCGAAAAUGUGAUUGAAUGCCAUGGCUCCUUCGCCACUGCGUCGUGCACGAGGUGUAAGUAUCAAGUGAGAGCGGAUGACAUCAGGGAGGACAUCUUUGCACAGAGGAUACCCACCUGCCCGAAAUGCCGCGUCAACACAUUACCUUCUCUGUCCGAAAUUAAUUGCAGUGAGAAUUACAGAGACCUGGUGUCGCAAGGUAUAAUGAAGCCAGACAUUGUCUUCUUCGGCGAAGGACUUCCGGACGCUUUUCACGACGCGAUGGCCAAAGACAAGGACGAUUGCGACCUUCUUAUUGUUAUCGGAUCGUCUCUGAAGGUCCGACCGGUAGCUCUAAUUCCUUCAUCCAUUCCAUCGCAUGUACCGCAGAUCCUCAUUAAUCGCGAGCCAUUGCCGCACCUGAAAUUCGACGUUGAGCUGUUGGGCGAUGGUGACAUCGUUAUAAAUCAGAUAUGCCAUUUGAUGGGCGAAACUUACAAGGAAGUCUGUUGGUACGAUAAAGUCUUGAAGGAGGUGCCGCAGCUUUUGCGAUAUGUGUGCGACGACAUGUGGGAACAGAGCCAAGACACAAUAACCAACACCGAAAUGUCGCGCGACAGCGUAGAAGUCGAUUUAAAGCCGCACGUGUCCUCGACGGAAAGUCAGGACAGUCUGCUGAUCACUGCGAACACGAUGCCGCAGCACACGGACGAGAUCAAUGUCUGUGUAUCACCAUUUCACGCUGGCAACGUGGAGAAUACAGAGGAGAGCUUCGAUCUUCUAGGAGAAAGUCCAAAGAGGCGGUUGAGUGAUACUAGCAUAGAGAACAGUCCCAAAAGGAUGAACUUUGGCAACUCGCGCGACGCGGAAGUCGUGAGUUCCACAUCACUGAUGAAAAUGGAUAUUGAAUGUGCAAUAAUCUCGUCGGAGAACAAGCUUCACGUCGCGGAAUCAACAUCUGAAAACAAUUCGGAAGAGUGUCAGGUGGUGCCGACGUCGUUGUCCCUUUCCUCGGAGGCUGUUAUGAGCGAAAACACGCUGGAAUCGCACAAAUUGCUGGACAACUGCGAUAAGUUGAAUAGCAAGUAUGGCGAUGCCGCAAUGAUGGACGCUAUCGAGUCGGACAAAGCGCUACCGAAGCCGCGACAGGCGUCGGUGGACUCCGUGUUGGACUCCGGCAUAGGUGACAGUUGUAACAGCACCGACAACGCAGAGGAAAAGUACGACAUCGGUGAACUGAAAAAUAGAAGAAGGUUAGAGAGACGACACCGCUGGCAUCCAAAGAUUCGAGAAAGCCUCGCCACCAGGCUACCAGAAAACUCGUAUUACCAAUUGGCACCGGGAAGAUAUGUUUUCCCUGGCGCGGAGGUCUAUUUGGAACCUGAGGAUUACGAUCAGUGUUCCCUGUCGGCGAACUCGGAGAGCACGGACAGCGACAGCGACUCCUCUUCAGUCCUCUCCCUUCAGUCCUCCGACGAGGAGGAGACCUGCGCGGACGAUGAUCUGUCAGAAAGCGCGGACGCCGACGCGGACACCGACGGACAGAACAAUGAUGCAAAGUGGGCACAGCAUUGAAUGCACGCUGCGCUCGAGUGUGGCGGUUAGUUUCAAUGAUUCUGUCACUCUAUCGGCUUUCAUCAGAUUUCGCCGAAAUCAUUUGUAUAGAGUAAACAGUGUAAUUUCCAUCGGCACGAGAUAAAUGCCAGGUGGGAUAUACUUUAAAUGUUGCAUGUAAAUAGAGUGCGUUGAAUCGCGUUGGCGAAUUAACUCUCCACUUUACGCUAAAACGGUGAGAGUCAUUGCGAAUAAUGAAGUUAUUAUUCGUGUAUUAUGCAUACCAGUGAGCGUUGUUGCAACUGCACAGCUGCACAGAUGGCGAUAGUUGAGCUGUUCCCGGUUUUUUUUUUUUUUUUUUUUCGUAGCCAUCAGAGAUUAGAGCCGUGAAUUUAAAUUCAAUCCAAAUCCUUCGUUCCUUCGAAAGGAACCUGAAAGAUAUAUACAUUGAUAUCAAUUACACAUAUAUAGCAAUUUGAUAGCAUUAUAACUCUUUUCGAACCCAUACGAGCAUGCACGAAAGUUAUUAAUCUUGCAAAUCAGAAGAGAUUAGACUCAAAAUUUCAUGCAAUAUAAAAAAAAAAAUAAGAAAUAUUUCUUUGGAUUAAGGAAUGAUAAGUAUUCGAGUAGUCGAUUGUAGCACGUUAUGCAUUUGUACAGAUACUCGAGAUCGGUCUUUCGAAGAUCGCAGAUCGGGAUCUCAGUAAUAAUGAAUAAGAUAAUCAUUAUGAUAGUUAUACAAAGGUUCUCAAUAUGUAGGAAUAUGCCAAUGCACACACACAUUCACACUUACACACACAUACACAACACUAAUAUAUCUAGCCUAAAGUCGAGAUAUUUUUCGUGAAAUAUUUCAUUUCCAAAUGAUGAAGAAUCGAAAAGACACUGUCUUUUUUUGUUCUUUUUUUUUUACUGUUUAUUACCGCAACUAAAUGUAAAAUUUCGGUGCUCACAUGAUAAUGUACAUAAGAUUCAUUAAUCUUUCUACAAGAUAUAUAUAUAUAUCAGUCUCCCCUGGACUCGCAGUUUAACGGCACAACUGACGGUUGUCUACGAUCCUUAUCUAUACGAAGAUUAUGCGGAAACGGUCAAGAUUGCUUUUAGCUUAACGCACUAUAUCUAUAAUUAUUUCUCUCCUCUGAAUAAUCUAUUUAGCCUACUUCAUACGCGCGUAAUGUACAUACCGAUGUUUUAGCACAGUCUCCUCGCCGCAGAAGGCAAAGGGCGACACAGCAUUAAAGGAAAUUACAGUUUGUCCUAAUUAAGCGAUACGUGUAAAUAUGAGAUUAGUCGUAUAAAUGUAUUGACACAGUUGAUGAAAAAAAAAUCGCGGUUUGUUGCGUCUAAUGUGAAAUGAUGUUCCAAACGGUGCGGAUCUGUCGGUUUUUUUUUUAGCUGCCUUCACUGAGGCUUUACAUUCUCUCCCGAUUUAAAAUUGAAGAGAUAUAUGCUCACUUUGGAGAAAAGCAAGAAUACGGGGAGAUGUAGAGAGCGCAGCUAAAAUCAGCUGAUCCGAUCGAUGCAUUCUGUGAAAAUGAUCUACGGUAUUAUUUUAUUAUCAGGAUGAAUGUGUAAAUCACCUUUUACGCAUGUGAACGCACUCGCAUAACGCAGAAAAUAUCUUUGUUAGAGCUGCAAAUCUAUAUCUGUAUAUCUGUUUUGGGUCGAGCGGUUUCCUUGCAAGUUUUAAUUCGAGUAUCAAUGAUGAAUGAUGGAAACAAAUACUUUGACGACAAAACGGCAUGUCCGGGCUGAUGCUUCUAGAUCAGCAGGAUUGAAUCUUAAAAAGGCAUUAAGAUUCAAUUUUAAUCUAAAAUUUUGUCUUGAUUGAAGAUCAAAUCGUAAAUACAGCCUUGGCCAAAAUUAUUGGGCGCCCAUAAUCAUUACACUGUACUGAAUCUAAUACCAGGAAAGACUUCUAUUAUUUAAAAGUUGUUUAUUAGAGUGUUAAUUGUGAAGUUGUUAGAGCUAAGCAAUAUUAUUAUUUCUUUCGAAAAAUAAAUGUUACUUGGAAAAAAAGUAUUUUAAUAGGGCGCCUAAUAAUUUUGGCCAAUGCUUACUAUGUAAAUUAAAAUUUGAUUCAAUUAAUUCUAAUAGUUAGUUGAAUUUUAAUUGAUAAUUUAAUUGUACUAAUACUAUUCUUAUUUCUGCUAUUACUCGCAGUUUCCAUCGUUACGAAUAGAAUCGCUGGUAGAGUUAGCUCGAAACUUUCUUUCGUAACAAACUUGAAUAAUGAUAGUAGAUAAUUACACGAAUCAUGUAUCUUUUUGUAAGCGAAAUUAAGUUCUUUUUUCAUACUCGAUCUUUUUUUUGUUACAUAAUAGGAUUAUCAUUUAGGCGUAAACUAAAUUUUUAAUAAGCAAGAAAUGAUUCUGUUUUAUGAAAUUUUUAUCGACCCACGUCGGCGAUCACACUCGUGUUUUAUCCUACAUUUAAGUUGUAUACUAAUAGCUUUUCGCGUCCCGUAUAGUACGGAUGACCGUCAUAGUUUCGGCAAUGUGUGAACACACUCUCUUUAGAUUCGUUAAGUUCAACUUUGUUUCAUUGGAGCACGGGCGAAUGUACAAAGCAAUGUUGGAUAGCUUCGCAUUGCGUGUUAUUUUUAUAUGAGCCAGAGGAAAGAUAGAGUAGCGAAUUUACAAGAUUAAAACAAAAUGACGCAAUAAUCUUUGACAAACCGUCGCUUAAGCGCCGUGGCCGUGCUGCCGUGCAUGCGUGUAUAACUAAUUGUAAGCUAUAAAAUAGAGGGAAAGACACGUAGCGUGUGCGAGGAAAGUGCGGCGGGGACAAGCUCAUUAAAGACAUUUUAUAUGCAUUAUAGCAAGGGAGGGAAACGGUUCUGUCAAAGUCAUUAUUGCUACGUAUAUCUGUAAGAAAAUGAAAAAAAUGGUUGUGUGCAGAUUAUUAUAUACGAUUACAAUGGACGUGAACUUACUUUGAUUCAAUGCUGACGCAUUGUGUAAGUAACGUUUGAAAUAACUGCAAAUAUGACAUAUAUGUGAAAGUAUGUGUGUGCGUGAGAGAAAGAGAGAGAGAGAGAGAGAGAGAGAGAGAGAGAAAGUUAAUAAGUCGCAGGAUAAGUAAACGUAUGUAAUACAUUUCUAAUCACGUGGCAUAAGAUUUUAUUUUUCAUUAAUUGCGCUAUAUGAGAGAAAGAGAGACAGUUCUGUAUGGAAUAAUCGUUUCGCGGUGGGGACACUUGUGUCACCGUGACGUUUCACAGAGGAUUCGAACUUGUCAUCCCGAAAUAGCAUUUUUUGUUCCUU
Linepithema humile (Argentine ant) is the source of this 5982-nucleotide messenger RNA. RefSeq names its product NAD-dependent protein deacetylase sirtuin-1 (gene Sirt1). Gene Ontology annotation, biological process: negative regulation of DNA-templated transcription. Gene Ontology annotation, cellular component: nucleoplasm; nuclear inner membrane; nucleus. Gene Ontology annotation, molecular function: NAD+ binding; transcription corepressor activity; histone deacetylase activity, NAD-dependent. The record is from RefSeq and is a predicted model, not a curated record. NCBI's taxonomy places the organism in Eukaryota, Metazoa, Arthropoda, Insecta, Hymenoptera, Formicidae.